Molecule: messenger RNA, 1987 nt
Organism: Melozone crissalis (California towhee)
Lineage: Eukaryota; Metazoa; Chordata; Aves; Passeriformes; Passerellidae
Gene: SCARB1
Product: scavenger receptor class B member 1
Exons: 12
Coding region: 17-1534 (505 amino acids)
Biological process (GO): recognition of apoptotic cell; cholesterol import; cholesterol efflux
Cellular component (GO): cytoplasm; caveola
Molecular function (GO): lipid binding; scavenger receptor activity; low-density lipoprotein particle binding
Source: RefSeq, a predicted model, not a curated record
CCGGCUCCGCCCCGCCAUGGCCGUGGCCCACCGCAGGCUGUCCGUGGGGCUGGGGCUGGCCGGGCUGGCCUGCGCGCUCGUGGGGGCCUGCCUGCUGCUCGUGGGGCCGCUCAUCGUCCGGCAGCAGGUCAUCAAGAACGUCAGGAUCGACCCCAGCAGCAUCUCCUUCCAGAUGUGGAAAGACAUCCCUGUCCCUUUCUACUUGUCAGUGCAUUUCUUCGAGGUGCUGAACCCCAAGCAGGUCCUGCGGGGAGAGAAGCCAGUGCUGAGCCAGCGUGGGCCCUACGUGUACAGGGAGUACAGGGUUAAAACAAAUAUCACAUUCCAUGACAACGCCACCGUUUCCUACCUGGAGUACCGACAGCUUUUCUUCCAGCCACACCUGUCCAAUGGCACGGAGGACGAGUACAUUGUGGUGCCAAACAUCAUGCUGAUGGGAGCAGCUGUGAUGGUGGAAAAACUGCCAGACCUGUUGAAGCUUUUGCUGAGUGGAGCCCUGGCCAGCCUGAAGCAGGAGGCGUUCAUGAACCGCACCGUGGGCGAGAUCAUGUGGGGCUACGAAGACCCCCUGAUAGAUGCAAUAAAUAUGAUUGUUCCUGGCCUGCUCCCUUUCAAGGGGAAGUUUGGAUUAUUCAUGGAUUUCAACAACUCCAACUCGGGGCUGUUCACAGUCAACACGGGCAUGAACAACAUCAGCCAGGUUCACAUGGUGGAUUCAUGGAAUGGGCUCAAGAAGGUGGAUUACUGGAGGAGCAGCCAGUGCAACAUGAUCAACGGGACAGCAGGGGAGAUGUGGCCACCCUUCAUGUCCCCAACCUCCCUGCAGUUCUACAGCCCUGAUGCCUGCAGGUCCAUGACGCUGGUGUACGAGGAGUCGGGGCAGUUCCAGGGUGUGCCCACCUUUCGCUUCGUGGCACCCAAAACCCUCUUUGCCAACGGCACAGACUACCCACCCAACGAGGGCUUCUGCCCCUGCAUGCAGUCUGGCAUCCAGAACGUCAGCACCUGCAGGCUCAAUGCGCCGAUGUUCAUCUCCCACCCUCACUUCUACAACGCCGACCCGUCCCUGGUGGAUGCAGUGGAAGGCCUGCACCCCAGCAAGGAGCAGCACGGGCUUUUCCUGGAUGUGCACCCCAUGACGGGCAUCCCCAUGAACUGCUCCAUCAAGCUGCAGCUGAACCUGUACAUAAAGCACGUGUCUGGCAUCAUUCAAACAGGGCAGAUCAAGCCCGUGGUCCUGCCGCUGCUGUGGUUUGCAGAGAGUGGAUCCAUUGAAGGCUCAGUGCUGAAGCAGUUUUACACCAACCUGGUGCUGCUGCCCUCGGUGCUGGAGUACCUGCAGUACAUCCUCCUUGGCCUCAGUGUCCCUCUCCUUGUCUCAGCAGCUCUCCUCAUGGCAAGGAGGAAGGAAAAAUGCUCUUUAUUUUGGAGUAGCAAUAAAAAGAGCUCAGACAGUAAUAAGGCAAACCAGGCCACCUCUGCCACAAAGCUGCCUCCAGUUAAGGGGACGGUGUUGCAGGAAGCCAGACUGUAGGUGGGUACCCAGUCAAGGUAACACGCUUUUCUCUCCUGAUUUGAUUAAACUUCACUCCAAACCAAUCAAAUGGAACCUUUUGCUGUCCACAUCUCCCAGCCAUGCCCUCCUGGCGAGCUUUGAUGGAGCAAUGUUGUCUCAUGGCUUUAUUUGGGGCAAUUUAGAUGCUUUAAUACUGGCGUUUAACCAGGUUGCAAGCACAUGCUCUUAUUGUUUCUCCUGGUGUACCUGAUCUGCAGCCCUAGUAAUGUCAGCAGGGAUCAGGGGAAAGUAGGACUGGUGUGAGGAAAUACUUUUCCUGCCUGUUUUCCCCCAUCUCUGAAUAUUUGAGCUCCAGAGGUAAGUUUAUUUGAAUGGGGUAACAGAGAUCAGUCCACUGGUGGUGUCACCCCUCCCCUGACCAGAGGAGGGAAUUUCUGAUGUAUAAAAUAUCUGGGUUUGUAUUACAGGAAC